This is a messenger RNA of Racocetra persica, 264 nucleotides long. NCBI's taxonomy places the organism in Eukaryota, Fungi, Glomeromycota, Glomeromycetes, Diversisporales, Gigasporaceae. The record is from the annotation of a GenBank genome assembly.
CCGAAACCCUAAACACUAGCUCGCCAACUCAACCCGCCAUCCAAAUCCCUACUGUUAUUGAACCCACCCAAAAAGAAAAACGAGAACAAAUUCCUACCGAACAACCCAAACCUAACGAAAAAUUUUCUCCUAAUUUUGAGGAAAACCAUAGAGAAAAUUCAGACGAAAAUAACGAACCCAAUGACACCCCAAACAACGACCGAAAAGUUAACAAUAACGACGACAACGAAGGGGAAAGCGGAGAAAACACCGAAAAAAAUGAUA